Molecule: messenger RNA, 8871 nt
Organism: Camelus dromedarius (Arabian camel)
Lineage: Eukaryota; Metazoa; Chordata; Mammalia; Artiodactyla; Camelidae
Gene: WNK2
Product: WNK lysine deficient protein kinase 2
Exons: 29
Coding region: 243-6893 (2216 amino acids)
Biological process (GO): protein phosphorylation; intracellular signal transduction; negative regulation of sodium ion transport
Cellular component (GO): cytosol; cytoplasm
Molecular function (GO): protein serine/threonine kinase activity; ATP binding; potassium channel inhibitor activity
Source: RefSeq, a predicted model, not a curated record
GAGCCGGUGCGGGAGCGCAGCCGCGAGGAGCCGAAGCAGCACGCGGGAGCGCGGCCUCGCAGCUGGCCGGCCCCAGCGAGCAACGCCGAGGGUGACCCGGCCCCAAAGCGCCGACCCUGGCCCUGAGAGCGACCCUGGACCCAGCGCGGACUCCGGGCCGGAGCGCGGAUCCCGGCCCUGAGUGCGGCCUCGCCCGCCCCGGCCGCCCGGCCGCGGGCAUGGACGGCGCCGGUUCACCCUAGAUGGACGGCGAUGGCGGCCGCCGAGACGCCCCCGGCGCACUGAUGGAGGCCGGGCGCGGUGCGGGGCCCGCGGGCAUGGCGGAGCCGGCGGCGGUGCCGCGGGCGCGGGCGGCGCGGCCCGGGCCCCAGCGCUUCCUGCGGCGCAGCGUGGUGGAGUCGGACCAGGAGGAGCCGCCGGGCCUGGAGGCGGCCGAGGCGCCGGGGGCGCAGCCCCCGCAGCCGCUGCAGCGCAGGGUGCUCCUGCUCUGCAAGACGCGCCGCCUCAUCGCAGAGCGCGCCCGCGGCCGCCCGGCCGCCCCCGCUCCUGUCGCUCCUGCCGCGUCGCCGGGAGCCCUUGCUGAUCCCGGGCCCGAGCCCCCGGGCUCGCAGGAGCCUGGCCCGGACCCGGUGCCCGCGCCCGCCCCCGACGGCGGUCCCCGGGAGGAGGAGGCAGCAUCUGCGAGGAAGGAGGACGCGGAGGCGCCCGAGGUGAGGCCCGAGCUCGGGCGCGCACGCCGGGAGGAGCCCGAGGAGGAGGAGGACGACGAGGACGACCUCAAGGCUGUGGCCACCUCCCUGGACGGCCGCUUCCUCAAGUUCGACAUUGAACUUGGCCGCGGCUCCUUCAAGACAGUCUACAAGGGGCUGGACACGGAGACCUGGGUGGAGGUGGCCUGGUGCGAGCUGCAGGACCGGAAGCUCACCAAGCUGGAGAGGCAGCGCUUCAAGGAGGAGGCCGAGAUGCUGAAGGGGCUGCAGCACCCCAACAUCGUGCGCUUCUAUGACUUCUGGGAGUCCAGUGCCAGGGGGAAGCGGUGCAUCGUGCUGGUGACCGAGCUGAUGACCUCGGGGACACUGAAGACGUACCUGAAGCGGUUCAAGGUGAUGAAGCCCAAGGUCCUGCGCAGCUGGUGCCGGCAGAUCCUGAAGGGCCUGCUGUUCCUGCACACCAGGACGCCCCCCAUCAUCCACCGGGACCUCAAGUGUGACAACAUCUUCAUCACCGGGCCCACAGGUUCUGUGAAGAUCGGCGACUUGGGCCUGGCCACCCUCAAGAGAGCAUCCUUUGCCAAGAGUGUCAUAGGCACCCCCGAGUUCAUGGCGCCGGAGAUGUAUGAGGAGCACUACGAUGAGUCUGUGGAUGUGUACGCCUUCGGGAUGUGCAUGCUCGAGAUGGCCACCUCAGAGUACCCCUACUCCGAGUGCCAGAAUGCUGCCCAGAUCUACAGGAAGGUCACCUGUGGCAUCAAGCCGGCCAGCUUCGAGAAAGUGCACGACCCUGAAAUCAAGGAGAUCAUCGGAGAAUGUAUCUGCAAAAACAAGGAGGAGAGGUACGAGAUCAAGGACCUGCUCAGCCACGCCUUCUUUGCGGAGGACACGGGCGUGAGGGUGGAGCUGGCGGAGGAGGACCACGGCAGGAAGUCCACCAUCGCCCUGCGGCUCUGGGUCGAGGACCCCAAGAAACUGAAGGGCAAGCCCAAGGACAGCGGGGCCAUAGAGUUCGCCUUCGACCUGGAGAGGGAGACCCCAGAUGACGUGGCUCAGGAAAUGAUUGAGUCAGGAUUCUUCCACGAGAGUGACUUGAAGAUUGUGGCCAAGUCCAUCCGUGACCGCGUGGCAUUGAUCCAGUGGCGGCGGAAGAGGAUCUGGCCAGCUCUGCAGCCCCAGGAGCAGCGGGACCCUGGAAGCCCUGACAAGGCCAAGGGCCCGGCCACGCCCCUGCAGGUCCAGGUGACCUACCACUCACAGGCCGGGCCGCUGGAGCCCGAGGAGCCCGAGGCCGACCAGCACCUCCUCCCCACUGCGCUGCCGGCCAGCGCCACCUCCCUGGCCUCGGACAGCACAUUCGACAGUGGCCAGGGAUCCACGGUGUAUUCGGACUCACAAAGCAGCCAGCAGAGCGUGGUGCUGGGCUCGCUGGCGGAUGGAGCCCCGCCCCCCAGCCAGUGUGUGUGCAGCCCCCCCGUGAGCGUGAGUGACGGGCCUGUCCUGCCGCACGGCCUGCCCUCCCUGGGGGCCUACCAGCCUCCUGCGCCUGGCCUGUCGGUGGGUUCUGUCCCACCCCCCACACACCCUUCGCUCCCACAGCAGCAUUUCCCAGAGACGGCCAUGAGCUUUGCCCCUGUGCCUACGGGCCCAGGCCAGCCCACACCCGCUGGCCACCAGCCUCCUCUGCUGGCCCAGCCGGUAUCGCUGCCACAGGUCCUGGCCCCACAAGCCGUGGCCCCUCUCCAGCCAGUGCCCCCUCACCUGCCUCCAUACCUGGCUCCAGCCUCCCAGGUGGUGGCCCCUGCUCAGCUGAAGCCGCUCCAGAUGCCGCCGGUGCCCCUGCAGCCAAUUGCUCAAGUCCCUCCACAGAUGCCUCCGCUUCCUGUGGUCCCCCCCAUCGCUCCACUGGCCACCGUCGACAGCCUCCCCGCAGCCCUCCCUGACCUGCCAGCCACCAGUGGGCCCACCGUGCCUCCUCCCUCUCAGUAUUUCUCCCCGGCUGUCAUCUUGCCAAGCCUCCCACUCAACGCGGCCACUGCCCCGCUGCCCGUGUCGCCGGCCCUGCCUCUGCAGGCGGUUAAGCUGCCCCACCCUCCUGGGGCGCCGCUGUCCGUGCCCUGCCGGACCAUAGUGCCAAACGUGGCGGCCACCGCCACCACCAUCCCUCUGCUGGCCGUGGCCCCGCAGGGCGUGGCUGCCCUGUCCAUUCACCCCAGCGUGGCUCAGCUCCCAUCCCAGCCCGGGUACCCGGCAGCCUUCCCACAGAUGAUGCCCAGCGAGGUCCCGCCUUCUCCUCUCCACGCAGCACAGACUGUGCGGGCUGCCCCUCCGCAGACGGCACCCCCCAUUCUGCCGCAACCCCACCAGCCAAGUGUCGCCCGCCUUCCGGAGCAGGCUCCUCCGGCCGCCGGCGCUGGGAGCCAGAUCCUGCUUGGCCACCCGCCUCCGUACGCCGUGGAUGUCACCACCCAGGUCGCCAGCCAGGUCCCCACGGUGCCUGCGCCCGCCGCCGUUCUCUCCCCACCUCUGCCGGAAGUGCGGCCGCCCGCCGCCCCCGAGCUCCUGCCUCAGCUCCCCGGCUCCCUGGUCCCCACGGUGGUGGCGGCUGCUCACAGCUUGCCUGGCCAGACCGCUGCGCUGCUGCCGCCUGCUAGCCUGCCACUCUCCGGCGGGCCUGGGGUCCCUGGCCCCCGCCCGGCCGUUCAGCUGACUGUGGAGCCGGCUGCGGAGGAGCAGGCCUCGCAGGACAAGCAGCCCAGCCUCCCUCAGAGCUGUGAGAGCUACGGAGGUUCCGACGUCACUUCUGGAAGAGAGAUGAGCGACAGCUGUGAAGGUGCAUUUGGUGGGGGGAAGCAGGAAGGCAAGACCGCCCGGAAACAUCACCGCAGGUCCACCCGUGCGCGUUCCCGCCAGGAGAGGGCCAGCCGGCCCCGGCUGACCAUCCUGAAUGUGUGCAACACGGGUGACAAGAUGGUGGAGUGCCAGCUGGAGACACACAACCACAAGAUGGUGACGUUCAAGUUCGACCUGGACGGGGAUGCGCCUGACGAGAUUGCUACCUACAUGGUGGAGCACGACUUCAUCCUGCAGGCUGAGAGGGAGACAUUCAUCGAGCAGAUGAAGGACGUCAUGGACAAGGCGGAGGACAUGCUCAGUGAGGACACGGAUGUGGACCGUGGCUCUGACCCUGGGGUCAGCCCGCCACACCUCAGCACCUGUGGCCUGGGCGCCAGGGAGGAGAGCCGCCAAUCCCAAGCAAAUGCCCCAGUGUAUCAACAAAAUGUCCUACACACUGGGAAGAGGUGGUUUAUCAUCUGUCCGGUGGCAGAGCACCCAGCAGCAGAAGCCCCCGAAUCUUCACCCCCACUUCCUCUGAGCUCCCUGCAGCCAGAAACCAGCCAAGAUACAGUUCCCUGUAAAGACCAGCUGUCCUCAAAGGAAAAAGCCAGCUUCCCUGCUGGUCCACAGCUUCUGAGCCAAGCGGGCCCCAGGGACCCUUCUGGCAGUGCACCAGCCCCUGUGGUGCCAUCCUCCCCUCCCGUGACUGCCGUGCUCCAAGACACGGCCCCACCAGCGGCCAGUCUGAAGCCAGAGCCAGCGACAGGGGCAGCCAUGCCGGCGGGGGGCCCGGGGACCCCUCAGGGGCUGGCCACUGAGCAUAAGGCCCCGUGGCCACCAGUGGAGACUCAUGACGCCCAGCUUCCUGCACAGCCCCUGGGUGUGGGCCCAGGGCCUCGCACCCCAUCUCUGGAGGUCCCCCUCCACCCCAUGGGUCUGGGGGAGCCGGUGUCAGCCAGAGAGGCCAGCACCCGGGGGGAGCCCCUGUCAGCUUCGGCCGCCGUGUCUGGUGCCCCUGGCGGGGCCCCUCAGCCCACCCUGGGCCAGCCCCCUCCCCCACUCCCCACUGUGGUGGGGGCCAUCAGCCUGGCCGCCCCCCAGCUCCCCAGCCCCCCUCUGGCGCCCUCGGCCUUGGAGUCAGAUGGGGAAGGGCCGCCCCCCAGGGUGGGCUUCGUGGACAGCACCAUCAAGAGCCUGGAUGAGAAGCUGCGAACCCUGCUCUACCAGGAGCACGUGCCCACCUCCUCAGCCUCGGCCGGGACCCCCGUGGAGCCCAGUGACCGAGACUUCACCCUGGAGCCCCCAAGAGGGGACUGGCCCCUCUCAGAGGCCUCUAGGGGGGACCUGGCCCUGCUGCCGCAGCCUGCAUUGGAAAAGUCAGAAACAGCCCUGACAGUGGAGCAGGCCACAUCCUUGCCAGUGACAGCAGAGUCAUCUUUGAGCAACAUGCUGGUCUGUGAGGGAGGACAGGUGGCCUCAGGCUCACCCGCAGUGCCCAGCGCCCUCCAGGAUACCCCUGCUUCUGCCAUCCCUGCACGUCUGGAGCCCGCAGACCGGACCGGCACAGUCCCUGGGGAGACCUUGGCCGAGUCCACCCAGAGCUGCCCAGGGACGUUGACAGAGGGUGGCCAGGCCAGCCACCCCCAGACACACGGCCCUCUGGUCUCGGGGUCCCCCCGGAAGUGGCCAGGGCAGCAGGACGGCAGCUCACCAGCCAAAACUGUGGGCCGGUUCUCAGUGGUCAGCACCCAGGAUGAGUGGACUCUGGCCUCCCCCAGUACCCUGCGGUACUCCGCUCCGCCCGACGUGUACCUGGACCAGGCCCCUCGCAGCCCAGACGUGAAGCUGGCUGUGCGGCGGGCACAGACGGCCUCCUCCAUCGAGGUCGGCAUGGGCGAGCCCGUGUCCAGCGACUCUGGGGACGAGUGCCCGCGUGGGAGGUCCCCGGCGCAGAAGCGUGCCUCCCUCCCUGGCAGUGGCGGUGGUGUGGCUAGUGACUUUGUGAAGAAGGCCACCGCCUUCCUGCACAGGUCCUCUCGGGCUGGCUCCCCAAGCCAGGAGACACCCAGCAGGAUGGGCGUGAAGGUCCCCACCAUCAGCGUGACCUCCUUCCACUCCCAGUCAUCCUACAUCAGCAGUGACAAUGACUCAGAGAUCGAGGAUGCCGACAUCAGGAAGGAGCUGCAGAGUCUGCGAGAGAAGCACCUGAAGGAGAUCUCCGAGCUACAGAGUCAGCAGAAGCAGGAGAUUGAGGCCCUGUACCACCGCCUGGGCAAGCCGCUGCCCCCCAACCUGGGCCUCUUCCACACAGCACCCCCUGUCGGCCGCCGGAGGAAGACCAGCAAGAGCAAGCUGAAGGCGGGGAAGCUGUUGAACCCCCUGGUGCAGCAGCUCAAGGUCGUGGCCUCCAGCACAGGUCACUUGUCAGAGUGCAGCAGAGCCCCUCCUGCUAAGGACCCUGCCCAAGCUGGGGCGGGGCCCACAGCAGCUUCAGACCCAUGUGGGAAGGCAGUUCAGACCCAGCAGCCUUGCUCCAUGCGGGCCUCCCUGUCUGCAGACAUCUGCUCCGGCUUGGCCAGUGACGGAGGCGGAGCGCACGGCCCAGGCUGGACGGUUUACCACCCAACGUCUGAGAGAGUGACCUAUAAGUCUAGUAGCAAACCUCGCGCUCGAUUCCUCAGUGGACCCGUGUCUGUGUCCAUCUGGUCUGCCUUGAAGCGUCUCUGUCUAGGCAAAGAACACAGCAGUCGGUCCUCCACCAGCAGCCUGGUCCCGGGCCCUGAGCCGGGCCCCCAGCCUGCCCUGCACAUCCAGGCGCAGGUAAACAACAGCAACAACAAAAAAGGCACCUUCACGGAUGACCUGCACAAACUGGUGGACGAGUGGACAAGCAAGACGGUGGGGGCCACGCCGCUGAAGCCAUCGCUCAACCAGCUGAAGCAGACGCAGAAGCUGCAUGACAUGGAGGCCGCAGCAGGCCGGCCCCCGGCCCCUGGCGAGGCUCGGGCUAUGAACACACCUCGAACAGCAGUGGGGACGCCAUGCCUGGCCCCGGCGCCCGGUCCUCUACCCACCGCGGUCAUUCCUGGAGCUGCCCCAGCCCUGCCUGUGCCCAUGCCAGGUACUGCUCUCUCCUGCCUCCCAGCCCCGCCCUAUGCACUGCCUUUGGGCCAGUAUGGAAACCUGCUCCCAGCUCCAGUGUCCUGGGGGCCCUGGGCAGCCCAGGCAGGCAGCCGGAGCCCCACUGGGGGGCCAGGCUUGGGUGCAGCAGGCGCACCAGCGCUCCCCGUGUUCUUGCGGCCGCCCACGGUCAGCACGCCCGGCCCCAGGCUGCGGAUCACGUAGCUCUCUGUCCUACCGCUUGCCAGAUGGAACAAGCCUGAAGUGAGCUGCCCGGAGGAGUCGGGUUAUGGUUUGGCCUCCGAGUCUUGCCCUGCCUCCCCGUGGGCGCCCAGCCGGGGCGGGUGGCACAUGGGUGGCAAUCCUUACUUCCCUUAUUGCUACAGACUGUUCCCUCUUCAGUUCCUGUGCUCCAUACUUGCUGUCUUUGCACUCACUUCCUGUACUUGAAUCAAUGGUUAGAACUUCGUAAUCACCCUGCAGAAGUACAGUGCCUUGAAUUCCAGCUUUUCCGUUCCCUGAUGGAAAGAGAUGUUCUUAAAAAAUUAUGUAUCAGAAAAGGUGUACUUUGUUUACAGUUGGCUUGUGUGUUAAUAUCUCUAUUUCCCAUUUUAAGUUGCAGAGAUAUGAAUGGUUUCCAAAUCUGAAGCUAAAGUCUGACCUUUACUUUUGUUGUACAUGCUUUUAAAAAAAAAAUUGAACUAGUGACCUUGAAUAUUGAAGAGUUGCAAAUGCUGUGGGAGUGCUCCUUUGUAUUCAUAAAACAAGGUCUCUCUGGCUGUGUAUGGUCACUGAUAGCAAACAGAUGCAUACAUGCUGUCACCUGCGGCGUCGUGGGCGCUGCCAGCGAGCUGCCCAGGAUGCAUGGUGAUCGGGGCCGUACUUGCUGAUGGUAGCUGGUCUCUUAGUAAGGAAUGUCAGCGUCUGUGUUUGGCUGUAUGCAACCUGCUAGGUAAGCAGACACGCCCUCGUGACCCAAAGCCUGCAGGGCUGCCGUGAGUGUGGGGGGAGGUAAAGAUAAGUGUCCCGUACGGGAGCACAGGCAGGCCACCCGCUCUGCAGACUCAGCACGGCCCCCUCCUGCUCGGGGGCCUGCCGGCCCUCCUACCGGCCUGCCCUCCUUUCCCGUCGUUUGCACUGAGGUCCUGUGGCCAGCUGGGCCUAGCUUUGCCACCUGCUCGCAGGCUGCCCCGCCCACCUCUGGCCCCCAGCCUGGUUCUCCAGGCCCCGAGGCCACCCUGCUGCGGGUGGGAAGGUCCCUCUCCUGGAGAUUUCAGUGGGACUCAUCCACCAAACAGCCCUUGGAGGGAGCUGAAGGCCCCACUCCCCACUGGCCAAGACGUUUCGCGUUUCCCACUGGGAGGCAGCAGGCUGGGCUGCCCAGCUGUGCAUUGUACAGUACUGCUAUACUUUCGGGACUUCACUAGAACUAGCUAAAUUAUUUUGGUUUAAAUAUAUAUUAUUCCAUCAAUUCAGUUAGAAUUGAAUUUUCUGGGUGAUUAUGCAGAAUCUUCUGCCAGGGCACGACGCUAUAGUAAGAGAUUUCUGUCCUCUGUAAUGUGCCCCUCAGCCCUUUGGUUGGGAGUCAUGUAUUCCUGGUUCCUGAGGGUGGUGGAGGCUGCCCUCCCCCGCCCCCCCCCCUUCUGUACCGGACGUGAGGUUUGGGGUCCUGGCCUUGUACGUGAACGGUCAGUGGUACAGAAUCCCCAAGAGUCUGUAUAUAUGGAGAAAAAAUAAAGAUUUUUGCUUGAAAACAGUGUGGAACAACCUCUUUUUCUUACCUUCUGUCCCUGUAAGAGCUGAACCAGCCAGCCUGCAGGGAGGACAGGGGUGGGUAGCGCUGGCAGGCAGCACUGCCCUGUCCUGGGCACAGCUUCAGUCUCAGCCCCAUGCUUGCUGUCACCAGCUUGCCGAGCAGAACAGGGUGGCCACGAGGGGCCUGGGCGCUAAGCAGGAGAUGCUGGCUUCCUGGCAUGUGACUGACACUGAGCCAGCCUGGCUCAGGACGGGAGUGGGCCACUGGGCAGAGCCCCCCUGCCAGCUCUGCUGGCUCCGGGCCUAGGCCGGCCUGUUCACUUGGCUUUCAAAUUCUGAACUUGACCUGUAUUUAGAUGUGCAAUGGGCUCUGCCCCAUGGAGUGUGUGAGUCUCGUGGCCAACUCAACACUGUCUCUGACCCUUGUCCAUGUUGGCUGUCUCACAGA